Messenger RNA from Prionailurus viverrinus (fishing cat), 573 nucleotides. It is a transcript of the gene MINAR2, whose product is annotated as membrane integral NOTCH2 associated receptor 2. The transcript has 3 exons. The record is from RefSeq and is a predicted model, not a curated record. Bases 1 to 573 code for a protein of 190 amino acids. NCBI's taxonomy places the organism in Eukaryota, Metazoa, Chordata, Mammalia, Carnivora, Felidae.
AUGGAUCUCUCUGUUUUGCCAAAUAACAACCAUCCUGACAAAUUCCUGCGGCUCGAUGUGAAGUCUUUCAUGAGGAACUCAGCUCUUCUUCAGGCCAGCCUGGUGAGGUUUCCAGGUGGGAAUCACCCUGCCGCCCAGCACUGGCAAAACCUCGUGUACUCACAGAGAGAGAAGAAGACUAUCACUGCUCAGCGAAUGAGAGGACCCAGUGCACAGCGUGCUGUUGCUACGGAUCAUCCCCCACCAUCCCUGUCCUCUGUUCUGAAGAAUAACCCACUGUACGGUGACAUAAGUUUGGAGGAAGCUAUGGAAGAAAGAAAAAAGAACCCCUCAUGGACCGUUGAAGAAUAUGACAGGCAUUCCCUGCACACAAACCUUUCUGGACACCUGAAGGAAAAUCCUAAUGACCUACGGUUUUGGUUGGGAGACAUGUACACGCCCGGUUUUGAUACCUUACUGAAAAAGGAAGAGGAACAAGAAAAGCAUUCGAAAUAUUGUCGUAUAGGUCUGAUUUUGCUCCUUGUUGCCUGCAUCUUGGUUUUCAUAGUGACCGUUUGCAUGUUUUUCACCUAA